AAUACCUAGUACCUAAGGUAAAUCAAUUAUCGCUUGCGACAAGCUGUCCAGAAGGUCCCCCGAGCUUUCGACUAACUUCAUAACUUUCCAACUGCGCACAACAACGCAAAAUGAAGUUAACAUUAUUUUCGGCUGGGCUAUUUGCCUGCCUUUUCUCUAUGGUCUCAGCGACCGCUUUAACUUACAAGAUCGGCGCUAACGAGAAGGCCUGCUUUUAUGCUUUAGCUGAAAAGAAGGGCUCCAAGAUUGCCUUCUACUUCGCCGUCCAAUCGGGAGGUUCUUUCGACAUUAACUACGCGGUAACCGGCCCUGGAGAGAAGGUCAUUUUAGAUGGAGAGAAGGAGCGUCAGGGCGAUUUCGUUUUCACAGCCAAUGAGGUUGGCGAGUACAAGUUCUGCUUCGAUAAUGAGAUGAGCACAUACUCGGAGAAGUUUGUCGACUUCGAGAUCUCUGUUGAGGAUGAAGUACGGGCUCAGCUCCCCUCUAAGCAAGGAUCGACUCCCGAACAGACGACAGCCCUUGAAGAAUCCAUAUACAAGAUAUCAGGCCAACUAUCUACUAUUGCACGAAACCAAAAAUAUUUCCGCACUCGAGAGAACCGAAACUUUAGUACCGUCCGAAGCACGGAAUCGCGAAUUGUCAACUUCAGCUUGGUUCAGUGCCUUAUGGUAAUCUGCAUGGGCGCUUUGCAGGUCUUUGUCGUCCAAUUCUUCUUCAAGGGCGCACGCAAGGGUUACGUGUAAAUGAAGAAGUUGAAGUAUUAUGUCAAAACUGGUUUUACGGCGUAUUGGUACACCGGUUAGCAUUGGCACCUCAUGCGUUAUGUAUCAUAGGAGUCAAAAUGAAGUGAGAAUUGUCGGGGGUAAUCGGGCGAGAAGUACUUCGGUUAAGACAAAGGAAUACCGGCUAUCCCAGAAUUUAGAAGUACGUGUUACGAUGAUUUGGAACCUGAGCACACAUGAGAUGAGUCGGUAAUUUUUGUGUAAGUGACAUACAUGUAGACUACAUAAGGUACCUCAUUCUGAAAGGUUUAUUACCUACCUAGGUACCUACCUAGGUAGUUGCAUGUGUCAUAUGCCAUUUUAUACAUUCUCGUAGUAACUUAUGAGAAUAUAACACUGUAC
Daldinia caldariorum is the source of this 1124-nucleotide messenger RNA. RefSeq names its product emp24/gp25L/p24 family/GOLD-domain-containing protein. Gene Ontology annotation, biological process: intracellular protein transport; endoplasmic reticulum to Golgi vesicle-mediated transport; Golgi organization. The transcript has 4 exons. The coding region runs from base 111 to 743 and encodes 210 amino acids. The record is from RefSeq and is a predicted model, not a curated record. Lineage: Eukaryota; Fungi; Ascomycota; Sordariomycetes; Xylariales; Hypoxylaceae. Gene Ontology annotation, cellular component: endoplasmic reticulum; Golgi apparatus; COPII-coated ER to Golgi transport vesicle.